Molecule: messenger RNA, 1230 nt
Organism: Ophidiomyces ophidiicola
Lineage: Eukaryota; Fungi; Ascomycota; Eurotiomycetes; Onygenales; Onygenaceae
Exons: 1
Coding region: 1-1230 (409 amino acids)
Source: RefSeq, a predicted model, not a curated record
AUGCGCGAGUCAAGUGGGAUGCGGCCAAGGACGGUUGAGACUCGGGGUAUUCUGUCUCCGAACGGAUACCAUGACUGGAACAUGUUGUCGUUCGAUGCGCAGCAUCAAGUUCUCAGCAGUAAACCAAACUGUCCCACGACUCUCGAAAUUUCAACGCAAUACCAAACAUAUGUGCACCCAGGGUUUGACAAGCAUAACCAACACUUUCCGGUUGCUGCAUGGGGUCUUUCUGCCGGGGGUCAGUCGAGAGAUGCGCUCGUUGAGGACGAUGUAUGGCAUCCAUUGCCCGAUGGCUGUUCACCGGUGGUGGUGAAUAGACCAGAAACGGCAUCGCUUUCGCAUGUCGAUAUGUGCUUUUUGAAUGAGCGACCAUUGUAUACCGAGAAUGCCUUUUUGGCCCCUGAGCCCUUUUGUCUACCAGAUUCGGAUAAGGGGGUGUGGGCAGAGAGCGAGCGAUACGUGGCUAAGCGCUUGAAAAGUGGCGGGUGGCUUUCGGAGAAAUCCCGGCCAGACCACGCGGUCUGUAUGGGAUAUGACCCAUUAUUGUUAGAGAAGACGUCGUCUGCUAUACUCCAAACAGAAGCGGGACAGGAAUGGCUUCAGUCAGUGGGGUCGCAUAGCCGAGUAGAUUACCAACCAGAGCACUUCGCCGCAGAAAGGAGUGACGAUGGGACUCAGGAUUACGAACAAUACUCCGCUCAGUGUAGAUACUAUCCAUCCAUGCCCUGGACUACGGACGAGUGGAGAUGCAAUACCAGCGAACAUUUCAACAGCGGUUCAUUCUUGUCGGCAUCAUGUCCGGACUCCAUCCAACGGUGGCUGCUGACGGGGCCUGUUCAAUGGAGCCCAGACAACGUUCGUCUCACCGGGGCACUGUUACCAAUGGGAAGCAACCAAGGGACUCCCUACGCCAGCACAAUACAGGAUGGAUCCCUGGCCUGUCGAAAGUCAAAAAGCAUCUCUAGCGAGGAUAAUGCUCGAAAGGGGGCUAAAAAGCACAAAGCCUCUCAACGUGGCAGAGCCAGGGAUGAAUUUUUAGUGAGAUGCAAGCAAUCCGGGAUGUCGUACAAGGAGAUAAAAACCAAGGGCCAAUUUCCCGAGGCCGAGUCUACUUUGCGCGGCCGCUAUCGGACACUGACGAAGCAGAAGGAGCACCGCGUUAGAAAGCCAGAGUGGGAGAGAAAUGAUGUAAGUAUUGUGCCACUUUCGGUGUUCUACGAAGGCGACUAA